Molecule: messenger RNA, 2506 nt
Organism: Amoebophrya sp. A25
Lineage: Eukaryota; Dinophyceae; Syndiniales; Amoebophryaceae
Source: the annotation of a GenBank genome assembly
AUGUCAGACUCAACACGUGGAGUACCUGGUACUUCAGUGGUACCAGAACCCGGAAGCGGUGGGAAUGGAGAUAGUCAAAGGAAGAGGGUGGCUUUCGUGGAGAGUCAACCUGCUGACGCGAAACCCCCAAAACAAAAGAAUUAUGCUGGAAGACGAACAUCAUCGACUAGGCUCUGAUAGAUUUUGUUCGUGUGAGAAGAUAUUAAGUCCUUUGGUCUUCCACGGUCUACCUCAGUACUGCUUGUUGUUGUAUGUAAGGACGAAUUAUACGUCGAUUAAUAGUAAGUUGUUGUAUGUAAGGACGAAUACAUCGACUAUUAGUAAGUUGUUGUUGUUGUUGUAACCUACAGCUGUGCUUGUGAAGAUGAUGAACUUAUUUAUCAUGAUGUCUGUCUGCAGCUAGUACUACUAACUUUGAAUUGAAUUUUCUACUUUGAAUUGAAUUUUCUAAUUCUAUGUGGUCCAAGCUCUCAUGUAUGCGGAGAACCAAUGUCAAUGUGUAGGUAGAAAAGAUACCACGAGAAAUUGACUACUAGUCCCACUUAUCAUCCACUCAUCAUAAUCGUCAGCAUUGAUUUUUUUGUCUGACUUCAAUGUGAUGAAUUCAUCUAGCCAUUCAUUCUUUCAUUCUAUCACUACUUCCCCAAUGAUGAACUUUCAUACCCGAGGACCGACGACAUCGAGUAAAGAUGCAGUGCAGGAGUUCAACGCGCCAGAACAGAGUCCAGUCAAAAAACAGUUUCGCAUGGCAGCGGUCGAACUCGGCAACGAAAACCAGCCUCUGGGUGCCGGAAAUAGCGGUGCUGGCGGAGCUGCAUCAACAGGAGGAAGUGGGAAGUUAUGUCUGUAGUCGGUCGUGUACGUGUGGGGUUAGUGGAAUGGUACUACAACUUGGCGUUUCGUCCCUGCUUCUAUCGUAGUCGGUCGUGUGUGUGUGGGGUUAGUGGAAAGGCAGUUGUAACUCAAGGUCGAGGCAUUCCUGCGUCAGGCACUAGUAGAGGGGCUGAUAGAAAUGGAAGAAGGAUCCACUGAGGCGGUGGUAGGUGGAGUAGAGGAUGAUUAAGAGUAGGUUAAAGGUGCUUUUCUUACCGCUUUUUAUGCCUCUCUCCCUUAGGAUGAGAAAGGCAUAACAAGCGGGGUACGCGAGCACCAAAAACCUACCUCUAAAUGGUACUACAAAUGUAGUUGUGCGAGUAGAUUGUGGGGGUCGGGGUGGGGCACAGUUAUAUAAUGAGGAUGAGCAAGAUGGUCUAAAAGCAUUUUAGUUUCUCUCUCUCUAGUUUCUCGUCUCUAGUUUCUCCACGCUAACACCAUCAUCAAAGAGAAGUGAACCCGCAUCGAAACCUCCAGAACCAUUCGAUAGAUCGAAGAUCAGCAUAGACGAUCCUAUAUCUGCAGCAGAAGUUAAGGCACAUCAUUUAAUGACCCAUGACUUUCUCUACUUCAUCAUUAUCAUUUCCUUGUGACUUCUACAACUCAAGCAGAUGUAAUUGUAUCACUCAUCUCAAGCACUGUUCUCUCCGCUUUAAAGCUCAUUAUCAUUUCCUCCUCCACCGCAUUGAUUUCGCCCUCGUUUCUCUUUUGUUGGCUUCCAUCUUCCUUGCCUCGCUCUUAGCUGCAUUCUAAGAAGAAGAAAAUGACCGCAACAUAAGUAUUUGAAUGAUGCUUGGAUAUUUGUAUUUCAGAGAGGCUGGAUAUUUCAGAUAGUUAGAUACUUAGACUGACAUUUAAUGAUAGUCUAAGUAUGAAUGAUUUAUUCAUAGUAACUCCACACGACUUCCUCGUCUAAUCAAGCUGCGAUCGAUAUGCAAUAUGACGCGCCUGCAAAACGGAGAAGGGGUGGCUUUGCAGACAAAUUAGUCGACAGCGUAGGGGUAAAAGAAACUAGGAUUCGCCAAUCACAGUUGCACUGUACCUAUAUUAUAGUUUCACUUGUUCUUCGAUGGACACUUGUCUUGAACACUUGUCUUGAACACUUGUCUUGAACACUUGUCUUGAACACUUGUCUUGAACACUUGUCUUGAACACUUGUCUUGAACACUUGUCUUGAACACUUGUCUUGAACACUUGUCUUGAACACUUGUCUUGAACACUUGUCUUGAACACUUGUCUUGAACACUUGUCUUGAAUCUUGAAUCUUGAACACUUGCUAUUCUUUUUAAUUAUAACCUGCGUAAGACUCAUUGUAAAGACGUUGGUCGCGCAUUUCUCUAUUUUUUCACGCUCCAAUAUUAACCAAGCUAGCACCUCGCUCCUGCUAAUAGAAAACACUCACUCACGUACUACAUGCAUGAUCAAUAACCUGCGUAAGACUCAUCGUAAAGAAGUAGCUGGUCGCACAUACAUAACGAACAAUGUGAAUGAUCUUCCCAACUCAAGACAAGUGAUUCACAACCUAGUCGACACAACUACUAACUCAACACAUGAUCAGCGGGCUCAAACUUGCCUCAAAAAAACGAACAAGUGGCGCGACCAAAACCAAGUGGAGGACAGAUGGUGGCUGUGA